UGUUGGGAAAUAAGAGGACACCAGAGGGGAAUAGAAUUUUCAAUUCAGAAAGGGGAAAUCGUUGUCCUUUUUAUGUUUCACCGCAUGCAAAUAAUCUCAAAAGAAAAAAAAAACUUUUUUGAAAAAGGAAGGGCGAAAAGUUCCACGAAAAAAACUAGUGACGACAAGUCCCAAUGUGGAGAGCCGACCUCACGGCCAUUGUCCGUCCGGGACACGGGGAUAAUAGUCAAGACUACCCGCAUUUUCCGUGCAGGACUUGCAAGCGAUUGGCGAACAGACCGACCGAAACCGACAGCCAUAGGCCAGUCAGGCCAGCCGAAGUACUAGGAAACGGCCGGCACACAGGGGGACAGGCAACAGUUCGGGCUCCACGGCCCCUCGGUGUGGCCUCUGGUUCGUCAUGGUGGCCAACCCGUCAAGACACAGCCUGGAGACUGGGUGGAGGACACAGCGAGAUGAAGGGAUCAGCGCCACUGGCGGCCAUAACUGGAUCGAGGUGCGUGUCAGAAAUUAACCGUGGUUCCCCCGUGACGUUGUUAAUAAGAGGUCCCUGGCGAUAGAGUUCAAGUUCUCUCGGCGCCCGGAAGGAUGUGAAACCGUUAGCAAUGGAGUUGUCGCGACCUCGGCAUGCCUAGAAAGAUGAUGGUGACUGAAGCCGUCUUGGCUUUUGGGGGGCGAUGGAUUUGGUACGUCGAUGUGGCACUGCGAGAAUUCAUUCUCGAGUGAUGAAUGUUGGGGUUUAGCCAGUCACGAGCC
This is a messenger RNA of Aspergillus alliaceus, 756 nucleotides long. RefSeq lists its product as uncharacterized. The record is from RefSeq and is a predicted model, not a curated record. NCBI's taxonomy places the organism in Eukaryota, Fungi, Ascomycota, Eurotiomycetes, Eurotiales, Aspergillaceae. The transcript has a single exon. The coding region runs from base 174 to 560 and encodes 128 amino acids.